Molecule: messenger RNA, 1055 nt
Organism: Branchiostoma floridae (Florida lancelet)
Lineage: Eukaryota; Metazoa; Chordata; Leptocardii; Amphioxiformes; Branchiostomatidae
Product: zinc finger protein SNAI2-like
Exons: 2
Coding region: 199-960 (253 amino acids)
Biological process (GO): regulation of DNA-templated transcription
Molecular function (GO): RNA polymerase II cis-regulatory region sequence-specific DNA binding; DNA-binding transcription factor activity, RNA polymerase II-specific
Source: RefSeq, a predicted model, not a curated record
UAAAUCCACCUGACACCCGCUGGCCGUCAGUCGGCCACUUGCUCCUGGCAUGCGAAGACACGCGAGAAAGUGAAGUGACAUCUCGCUACAGCCACCGGACAAGUUUGGUCUCCCCACCGCACUGGAAGAAAACAAACUCUCACGGCCACGUUCGGCGCCAGUUUCUCCCGCGUUGUACUCCACUCUCACACGGAAACCAUGCCGCGGUCUUUCCUUAUCAAGAAGAAGCUGCAUCAUGCCGCCAAGAAGCCACGUUUCGACGACUCAGUGAUCAAACCGUUCCCGGAGCUGGCUACCAUCGAGCCGGGGCUGGUGGUCCCCCCGCCCGCUGUCUGGCCCGUCCCGCUCUGCUACCCUCCCGACGCCGUGAUGGAGCUGGGCGGCCUCCCGCCCCUACCGCUCUCCCCGGAGCCGCCGGCACGGGCCUCCCCGCCCCUACCGAUGGAGGCCGAGCUGCCCGGCGGGGAGACCCACCACGACAAGCCGAUGAAGAAGCGGACGCCGUCCGGUGGAAGUGGUGACCAGUCCCGUUACCAGUGCCCGCAGUGCGCCAAGUCGUACUCCACCUACAGCGGACUGACCAAGCACAAGCAGUUCCACUGCGUCACGCAGAGCAAGAAGGCCUUCAACUGCAAGUACUGCGACAAGGUGUACGUCUCCUUAGGAGCGCUGAAGAUGCACAUCCGCACGCACACGCUGCCCUGCAAGUGUAAGAUCUGCGGCAAGGCGUUCUCUCGACCGUGGCUCCUCCAGGGGCACGUACGGACACACACGGGGGAGAAGCCGUUCGCAUGCCCGCACUGCAGCCGAGCCUUCGCCGACCGCUCCAACCUUCGCGCACACCUCCAGACGCACAGCGACAUCAAGAAGUACAGCUGUAAGAACUGUUCCAAGACGUUCUCCAGAAUGUCCCUCCUCACGAAACACGAAGAAGCCGGCUGCUGUCUUCCCAACCACUAGCAGAGACUUUCGGAUGUGUAUAUGAACUUUGUGUACAGAGAGAAAACAUAAGACUUUGUGAGAAAAGAAAACAGGACCAGAGGAGUUCUGAAACU